Meloidogyne enterolobii is the source of this 1060-nucleotide messenger RNA. NCBI's taxonomy places the organism in Eukaryota, Metazoa, Nematoda, Chromadorea, Rhabditida, Meloidogynidae. The record is from the annotation of a GenBank genome assembly.
UUUUUAUUUUUUGAUUUUUAUGCAUCAACGAAAUAUUUUCAAAAUACGUCCCCCAAAUCACGAAGAAUUAGCCAAAAAAUAUCCUCAACUGAGAAAAAAAUGUUUUGUGGGGGCGAAUGGAAAGGUCUGCAUUGAUUUCUCGUCUACAGAAGCUGUUCGUUCAUUUACAGAAAUUCUUUUGAGUGAAUAUUUUGAAUUAAAUGUGUCAAUACCUAAAGGUGUACUAGUCCCACGUGUUCCACAAAGAUUAAAUUAUUUGUUGCUGGUUGAGGAUUUGGUUAAUUUGAAUGGAUUGAGGGAGGAGGAAAUUGUCGGGAUUGAUAUUGGAACUGGUCCUCUUUGUAUAUUCUCUUUACUUGGUGCUUCUCUAAACAAUUGGAAAUUUGUUUCUACCGAUAUUUGUAAUGAAUCACUUCAAAUGGCAAAGGAAAACUUGAAAAAUAAUUCUUUGGAAGCCCUUGUUUGUCUGAUCAAUGUAGAAGAUGGGUCUUUCUUUAAGACAAUUUUUGACCUACCCGAAUACAAGUCAACAAUUUUUGCUUUUUCUGUUUGCAAUCCGCCAUUUUUUGAUUUUAACGAGGCUGAAAAGAAAUUUGCAUCAAUUGGAGAUGUUUCUCUACAAAAUCUACCAAAUAGAAGUAGAGGUCAACCGCGCUCUGGAACAACUGCUAUAGCUGAAGAAAUUGCUUAUAAAGUAUUUUUAGAUUUUUUAGACUUUGUUUUUGACAGUAAUAGAAUAAGUAGAUUUAUGCCCAGAUAGGUCAUUUUAUUCCGAAAUCCGAUUGAAAAAAUUUGAAGUCCCGUCCCGAUAAUCGAUUUUUUCUCGACUUGGCCCAUCUCGAUCCAUUUGAGUGAGACAUGUGACAUCGCUGUCUCGUAUGUGACGUCCUUUUUUUAAAUUUUUUAGACUCUGUUUUUGACAAAAAUAAGUGGAUCUAUGCUCUGAUAGGCCAGAUUAUUCCGAAACCCGAUUGAAUAAAUUGUGACCCGAUCCUGACUUUCGACUUUCUUCUCAACUCGAUCCAUAUGAGAGUGACUUAUGACAUCCUUAGCACUUAUC